This is a messenger RNA of Lactuca saligna, 405 nucleotides long. The record is from the annotation of a GenBank genome assembly. Lineage: Eukaryota; Viridiplantae; Streptophyta; Magnoliopsida; Asterales; Asteraceae.
AUGUUUGGCAGAAACCCCAUACGCUACACCGAUAGAAUUACUCAGAGGUUUUCGGAUAUCGAUUUCGCAACCAUGGAAAAGGACGGGUGCGUUGCGUUCAUCGAAAGGUUCAAUGGGGAAAUGUACCAUUUUGGGAAUAGUAACAUACAGGAAUGGUUGGAUGAACACAAAGACGAUGUUGUUGGUAACAUAGAUGAAGAAGUACUUGAUGGUGCAGGACUGGUUAAGGAAGUUGCAACAGGGCAUCGGGAUGUGGGUGAUAUUGACGAUGAGGAAGAGAAUGGUGAUGAGGAUGACGACGAGGAUGAGGAUGCUGAUGACGAUGAGGAUGACCAUCUGAAGUGUCACACCCCCGAACUAGACGUCGGAAAUGUCCGGGGGCUUGUGCGUGACUUCAUCUUGUAA